Molecule: messenger RNA, 828 nt
Organism: Echinostoma caproni
Lineage: Eukaryota; Metazoa; Platyhelminthes; Trematoda; Plagiorchiida; Echinostomatidae
Source: the annotation of a GenBank genome assembly
AUGUUGUGGAAGCUGUAUGCUGCCAAAAAACGAUCAACACAACAAGAAGCUACGGUGUGGGCGUUAGAAAAGAAAACUCUUGAAUCCUACCCCAAGUCGCAAAGGGAAACGGUGUUAGAUGCUAUGAAACACGGUGUGGCGACAAUGACGCGUAUCAAACAUCCCAAAAUCCUGUCCGUGGUUCAACCGUUGGAAGAGUCACGCGACAGUCUGGCUUUCGCUAGUGAACCGCUUUUUACGUCACUCAAAACUGCUCUGUCUCCCUCAUGCUCAUCGACUAAUGGCAAUUUUGAGGCACUCCGGGAUUUCACUUUGACGGAUAUUGAAAUCAAAUAUGGACUGAUACAGGCGAGUGCGCUGAAUGUGAUUCAUGUCAUCGCUCCCUACUCUGUGCGCAUAACGAUCACUCCGUUUUUAUUGCAGCUGACAGAAGCUUUGCAUUUUUUGCACUCGGAUUGUCAUCGGUUGCAUUUGAAUCUCAUUCCGGAAUCUGUGGUGAUUAACAAGUACGGACUAUGGAAGUUGGCCGGGUUCGAAUUCUCCAAAGUGCUCGACGAGUCCUGCAACGGUACUAACAAUCCCUCCAUGGAUUCUGUGAUUACUGUCCCAAUAUGGCAAGGUGCACUUAUGCCCGCUUGUCAGCCAGCCCUGCACGGUUGCAGUCCGGAAGCGAUAUUGCAAGGUCAAGUCAGCCGGGCCAGUGAUAUGUUUGCCUUUGGUUUGUUAAUCUGUAGUCUUUACAAUAAAGGUCAACCGUUGCUGGACACAGGCAAUGACUAUUCAGCUUAUCGACGGGGUAUCAAAGAUGUGAGUCUCUAUUUUAUUUGA